CUAAAUAUUGGAAAAAGUCCAAAGCAGAAAUCUCCAAAGUAAAAGUUCCAAACUACAAAAUAAGUUACAUAAUAGAACAAAGUCACUUAACAAAGUUGAAAGGAUCAGUAUUUGAUCAGCAAUGAGUGGAUCCAGUUAAUAAGUAAUAUCUAAAUAGUUAUCAUUAUUAUAUCAAUAAUAAUCCAUUCUCUCCGAGAUCUGUUCUAAAGGAAUAAAUACAGGGAUAUUCUUAUCAAGUGUUUGACUUCCUCUGGAAGAAUAGCACUUGAGCGCAGAAGCCGUGACCCUCUGUUUCUUGAAUCAGUCAGGUCAGGUCAGGAGUAAUCUCUUAAAAACUAUGAGUUCAAGUUUAAAUAAAUCUUCUUCGAUUGGCUGUGAGAAGAUUUUACCAUCGGAAGAUCAGCAAGCAAAGGUAAACGAAGUGAGAAAGUCGAUAGGCCCAUUGCCAGAUAAGUUAUCCAUAUAUUGUUCCGAUGCAUCGAUAUGCCGAUAUUUGAGGGCAAGAAAUUGGAAUGUGAAGAAGGCAACUAAAAUGCUGAAAGAUACCUUGAAAUGGAGGUCAGAGUACAAGCCAGAGGAGAUUCGCUGGGAAGAGGUAGCUCACGAAGCAGAGACAGGCAAAAUUUACAGAUCAAAUUACAUUGACAAGCAUGGGAGAACAGUUCUUGUCAUGAGGCCUAGUUUUGAGAACUCAAAGUCAACUAAAGGACAAAUUAGGUAUUUGGUUUAUUGCAUGGAGAAUGCUAUCUUGAAUCUUCCACAAGACCAGGAACAGAUGGUUUGGCUGAUUGACUUUCAAGGUUUCAAUCUGUCUCAUAUUUCAGUAAAAGUGACGCGCGAAACUGCCCAUGUUUUGCAAGACCACUAUCCAGAACGCCUAGGUCUUGCCAUACUAUAUAAUCCACCAAAGUUCUUUGAACCAUUCUGGACGUUAGUAAAGCCUUUUUUGGAGCCAAAAACUCGCAACAAAGUCAAGUUUGUGUACUCAGAUGAACUUAACACCAAGAAGAUAAUGGAGGAUCACUUUGAUAUGGAUCGACUGGAGUCUGCAUUCGGUGGAAAUGAUAAUACAGGUUUCGAUAUACAAAAAUAUGCAGAGAGAAUGAAAGAGGAUGACAAAAGGAUGCCUGCUUUCUGGACUAGAGGAUAUCCUCCAGCAACCUCAGAACCAGUCCUGAAAGAUGAUGCCCCAUCUUUGGAUUCUAUCAUUAAGUUAGAAGAUGAUGCAGAUUCCAACGAGAGGAGAAAUGGUUCCCUUUCUCAAGGGAUGGGAUUGGAAGGGGUGCUCCCCAAUCACAUUAUGCUCACUGUUGACACUAGCAGAAAUUCUACAGAAGAGGUGCACUAAGGAAGGCAGGCUAAGUAAUAACAAAUUUCCAGGUGUAGUCCUACUUCCAUUUAUGGUUACUUGGCCGGGUAGAAGUAGUCUUACUGACCUCUGUCAUUCCUCCAUUUAGAUACUUGAAAUCCAUAAGGGCUUUAUUUUUCAAACUUGUUAAGUUGUCAAAUGGUGUUGUAACACCAUGGACAUUCACUAAAUUCAGCUUAUUUUCAUGCCAUGUGACUUAUUCUAAUGGCUCAAAAUAGGAGAUUAGGGCUUGUACCAAAUAACAUCUCCGAUUUGUUGAAAUGGGCUUGACACAAGACAUUUAUAGGGAUGACACAACACAUUAUGACAUGAUUAGUAAUUUAGUAUGGAUUAACAAGA
Molecule: messenger RNA, 1708 nt
Organism: Humulus lupulus (European hop)
Lineage: Eukaryota; Viridiplantae; Streptophyta; Magnoliopsida; Rosales; Cannabaceae
Exons: 6
Coding region: 338-1348 (336 amino acids)
Molecular function (GO): phosphatidylinositol transfer activity
Source: RefSeq, a predicted model, not a curated record